This is a messenger RNA of Penicillium oxalicum, 246 nucleotides long. Its product is annotated as electron transfer flavoprotein regulatory factor 1. Gene Ontology annotation, biological process: respiratory electron transport chain. Gene Ontology annotation, cellular component: mitochondrion. The record is from RefSeq and is a predicted model, not a curated record. The transcript has 3 exons. The coding region runs from base 1 to 246 and encodes 81 amino acids. Lineage: Eukaryota; Fungi; Ascomycota; Eurotiomycetes; Eurotiales; Aspergillaceae.
AUGGUCAACAACGAACUACGUCGGCAGGUGAUCAACAUCUACAGAGAAGGUGUCUUUGGCGCUAAUGCCGGCAAAACCAGCACAGAGCUCCUCUGGCUCGGACGAGAGUAUCCCCUUGGAUUCCAGUAUUUCAGAGACCGGCUCCAUCGUGCGUUUGCGAGUCAAGCCAACCUUACGGACGAGGAUCAAAUUCGGAAAGGGAUAGCUCGAGCCGAGUUCGUGAAGAAAGAGGUCGAGGCUCUGUAA